Messenger RNA from Fusarium subglutinans, 510 nucleotides. RefSeq names its product zinc transport. Lineage: Eukaryota; Fungi; Ascomycota; Sordariomycetes; Hypocreales; Nectriaceae. The transcript has a single exon. The record is from RefSeq and is a predicted model, not a curated record. Bases 1 to 510 code for a protein of 169 amino acids.
AUGUCAGAUUACUCUGGCGUACCGCUCGUCAUGAUUACACCGUCAUACCAACAUUUCGUCGAUUAUCGUGUUCGAGCGAACCCAUGUGUUUCACGUCUUUCAAACUACCUUCAACAUGGCUAUGCUGGCCAAAGCAAGAUUACAUAUCUUGACUACACCAAUCAAUCCUUGGAGCCAAGACGCAUUGAUGUCCCCGAACGCGAGAUUUCCCAGCUUUUGAAGACGUCGCCGCCAGUUUCGACACGAUUUAUCUUUGUUGAGAAUGUUUCGCCCGGUCUCAUAAUACUCCUUGGAGAGAAGCUAGAUAUCGACCCUUUGUUCUUCGCAGACUAUAUCCAUGCUGCUUUCGCGAGUCCAGAGAAAACAUCACCGCCUCCGUCACUAGCAAACCUCUCGUCAUCCAUAGCAACAAGGGAUCAUAUUCAUCUUCACUGCCAGAAGGUCAUUGCGCUCGAAGGACCGGACGAUGAGCUGAGAUACUGUUGCAGAUCUGAAGUGCUUGGGUUGUAA